Molecule: messenger RNA, 4466 nt
Organism: Xiphophorus couchianus (Monterrey platyfish)
Lineage: Eukaryota; Metazoa; Chordata; Actinopteri; Cyprinodontiformes; Poeciliidae
Product: piggyBac transposable element-derived protein 2-like
Exons: 3
Coding region: 356-2554 (732 amino acids)
Source: RefSeq, a predicted model, not a curated record
AUAGCGGAAGUAGUUCUCUGGUAGCAGCAAAAGCUAAGCGAACAAAGUUUUGUUUCCCUUUGUCCUUCCAAUGUGCCUAUUCUGUCGGUUUUUCAGCGGAGCCACGGGGUUUUCUUUAAAUUGUGUUUGAAAAUUUUCUUUUUGACUUUUGUUUAUUUUUAUUUUUUACAUUAUUCUUACUUUUCUUUUUCCCCCGACAGCUAAGCCUGUUAGCUAGACGGAAAUAGGAAACGGAGUCAGAGGCGGUUUCAUGGAGAACAGGCUGUUUCUGACGUUUGAGGACAGAAAAGUUCCUGUUGUGAUUUUGUGAAAACCUCAGACGAUCUCGACGUUGGGAAGAAGAUAACUAGCAAAGAUGGAGGAAGCAGCAUAUGAUGUACAUCAGCUGAUAGUGAUUAAAGAGGAGGAGAAGUGGAAGUCAGACCAGGAGGACCAGAAGCCUCCACAGGUUAAAGAGGAACAGGAGGGGAAAAAGAUCACUGAGUUAAUAUUUAAUCCGGUUCCUGUGAAAAGUGAAGAUGAGGAAGAGAAACCUCAGCUCCCAGAGCUUCAUCACAACCAAACCAAGGAAAUCAGAGACUUUGUUGGACCAGAACCAGAUCAACAAUUAGAAUCAGAUGGUGAAGAUGAAACUUCUGAUUCUUCUUCAGAGUCCUCAGAGACGGACGUCAGUGAUGGAAACUGGGAGGACAGCAGUGAAGCUCAGAUGGACGCUAAAUCCUUCUAUGGUGUGAGGCCACGCACUCUUCUCGCCCUUGUACCAGAAAAUCCUCAAGAAUCUGAUGGUGAUCUGAGCAAUGAUGACCAAAUAGAAGAUCCUGAUUAUCAGCCCACACAAGCAGAUGAUACUGGAGACAGCUCUUUUGAAUCCCUGGUUGAAGAGGAGGCUCCCUCAAAAAGCAGAUCUUCUACACAGCCACCUCGUAAAAAGAGCAGGAAAGGGAAACGCACACUAAAAACUGUUCCCUUGGAGCAGCCAAAUGACAACGCCGACCCAAGUUCCACCCCAGGUCCCAACAAAAGCACAAGAAGAAUCUGGAAGCAGGAAGACAUUGAUGAGUUCCAGGUUCUUAAUUCAAAAUUUGAACCCCCUGAAGCUGUACCCUCACCCUUCCAGUAUUUCAAAAUGCUCUUCACUGAUGAGAUGAUUGAACAUAUUGCACAUCACACCAAUUUGUACUCUGCUCAAGAGUUGGGGGAUCCAAUCAAGACUAGCCCUGAAGAGAUAGAGCAUUUCCUAGCGAUCCUUCUUUUUAUGGGUGUUUUCAAUUUCCCGUCACUGGAGGACUACUGGCACCAUGAAUCACGCUUCGACCUGAUCACUGACAUCAUGCCAAGGAGGAGAUUCCAGCUGUUACGGCGAUACAUUCAUUUCAAUGAUAAUCAGCAGUGCAGUGAGAGUCGGGACAGAUUUUACAAAAUCCGUCCCCUUUUUGAAAUGCUUCGUGAGCAGUGUCUCCUGAUACCAUCCACUCACAAGCACAGUGUCGAUGAGGUCAUGGUAGCAUAUAAAGGCACAAGAGCUGGUACCCUCCGCCAGUACAUCGCCAACAAGCCAGACAAGUGGGGCUUUAAAUUAUUCUGUAGAGCAAGUUCAUCCGGCAUCAUCCACGACUUGCUGCUUUAUCAAGGGGCAUCCACGUUCUUCAAUGUUGCUCUCAGUGAAGAGGAGCAGGCCCUGCCUCUGGGAGCAAAAGUGGUGACAACGCUCUGCAAAACCAUAAAAGAGCCCCAGAUGUCUGUUGUCUUUUGUGACCACUUCUUUACAAGUUUCAACUUGGUUCAGUACCUGCACACUGCCCUUGGUGUCAAGUGCAUCGGCACCGUACGACCAAACCGCACUGGUGGAGCUCCAUUGAUGACAGACAAAGACCUGAUUAAAAGGGGGCGUGGGGCCUGUGACUUUAGGGCUGCUGAAGGGGUUCUUGCAGUGAAGUGGUUCGAUAACAAAUGUGUCAACUUGCUUAGUAAUGCCUGUGGGAUCAUGCCCUUUUCAACAGUGAAACGCUGGAGCAAAGAGUCCCGCGCAAAGAUCACCAUCCCGUGCCCAUCACUCAUCUCUGCCUACAAUGAGCAUAUGGGAGGAAUCGAUCUGUCUGACAUGCUAGUACACCUGUACAAGACCCCGGCCAAGUCAAGGAGAUGGUAUUUUCCCCUGUUUGGAUACAUCCUGGACCUCUGCAUUGCAAAUUCCUGGCUACUCUACAAAAGGGACAGCAGCCUCCUGAAUGAGAAACCCAUGUCUCUCAAACGGUUCCGCCUCGCAGUUGCCCACAGUUUGAACCAGUUCAAUAAGCCAGCAUCCAAAGUUGGCCGACCAUCUUCCAGCUCUCCACCACCUGAGAAGACAGGCUACAUCCCAAGACCAUCACGACCAAAACCACAAACAGAUGUGCGCUAUGACAACGUGGGACACUGGCCUCUUCACUGUGAAAAGCGAGGGAGAUGCAAUCUGUGUCCAAAGGGAGUGUCCAGGUGGAAAUGUGAGAAAUGCAAUGUCUUCCUGUGUUUGAAUGCAAACCAGGAGUGCUUUAAGUUUUAUCACCAGAGGUAAAGUGCAUCUAAUGCACAAAAAGAAUGCUGUUCUGCAAACACAUAGAUGAGGUUGGAAAUGUGAUGUUUUAAUAUGUUUGGUAAUAUUUUUCUGUGUUUGCCAUGUUUUUUCAAAGUUUAAAUGAAAACAAGUAACACUAGUUCAAUCAAUCCUCCAGACACGUGACACUUGUGUCCCAAAAUACAUGAUGUUGCACCAAAACAGAAAAGGUGUGCUGAGAUAUAAAAGCAACAAAUGUUUCUAUUGUUCUGCAGUAUUUUCUUUUCCAUUUUGAAUGUAAAAAUUGAUAUUUUGCACUGUUGCCUAUAAUCAGAAGUGGAUUGAAUGUGAGAAUUUUGUGCUGUUGCACUUUAAUACAGAUACAGUCAAGAUGGGAAAAUUAAAAAUGCAAUAUUUCCUUGUUCGACGCAAUGUUUUCCUUGGUUGAAAUUAAAACCAGUGUUUUGUGGCAUUUUGACAGAAAUAAACUGUAUCCAAUGCCCCAGACAUUUUUUGUUGGUUAUUUCUUUAUAAAUUAGCAUUUUAUUUUAAUUUAUCUACUGUACUUGGUAUUUUUAUUACGUCAUGUACUUAAACCAUUAAGUGACAUCUCAACUGUUUGGUAGAGAUCAAUAUUUUAAAAACCACAGUUGGAAAAAAAAUUUGAUUGUGUAUAUGAGUCACCCCAGGGUAAAAGAAAUGCAAAGAAAUAAAUGUUCACAGGUUUUUUUCUUGGUGUGGUUGUUAAAGGGUUAAAGGAAAUUUUUUUAAAAAGUUCUUGUUAAGGUAGCCAUGGUAACGGAAAAGGUUAACCGCAAAACUGAAAAAGGAUAAAAGGAAACUAAAUUUUUGUUUGUCGAUAAGGAACAAUGUCAGUAACUUUGAUUUUAGUUUGAACAAUUUGAGAUUUUUAAAGAAAAAUCUGUGAUUCCUGUUUUAAUGGAAAUAAUUCUACUAAUGUAAUGAGUUAUUCAGAACAAGAGACAGAGAAACUAUUACUUGUUCUUUUCUAGCCUUUGUGUUGGUAGAUGAAUGAUUUCAAUAAAUAAUUUAACCAUCAUUUCAGGCCUCACGAUUGGCUGGAUGCUACAUUAUAACUAUUCUCUGAAUUUCUUCUCACACUAGUUUGUUUUUGUAAUUUUGUUUUUGCUUAGAGUGGGUCUAAAACUCUGUUGUAGACUGUUGGCUUCCACAUAUUUUAAAAUAAAUCUUUAUUGCCACAAUAGAAAGAGCAGAGAGGAGACAUUAGAGACCAUCAGCAGGAUGAUGGUCUCCUCUGGUAAGGAAAGAUUAUAACUGAGAAAAAGAUAAAAGAUCAAGCGCAGGGAGUGUAUAGUGUAGUCUACAUUUAGACAUUUAAAAAAAUAAAAUUCUGAUGUUAUUUGAGCACUGUGUUAUUUAUGAUCGUAAAGGCAGCACAUAUAGUCUAUUCAGUAGUUAUCUUAAUUUAGCUUUUGUUUAUUUCCAUGGCGUCGCUUUCUAUGAUGUGUCUAAUUACCCUGUUACUUUGUCACUUCUAUUUCAUUUUGUGUGCCAAGCUGCAGUGAUGUUAGCAAUGUAUUACUUGGUAAUGUGCUACUAAACCAACCCCUUGUUUUUGUAAUGAGUAAUAUGACACGUUAAUAUUUUCAAUACCGACUUAAAGUCACUGUGCGUGACCAUUUUUGUCAUUUUAUCAUAGUAAAUAAUAUAUAUUUAAUUUUCAUCUUGAAUAUAGAUUAAUGCAAGUCUUGUGUAAGAUUAAAGUGCGGUUCUAAUCAAGCUUUUAUUUUGAAGCCCAAUGUGACGAAUAACGGAAGUAGUUGUCUCCUAGCCUCAAACUUCAGUUGGUCUUCGGAGGCGCCGACGUGGUUUUAAAUUGUUUAUGUUGCAGCAACGUUCUUGCGUUCCUCUGUAGUCCGCUAAUUCCGGGAAUAAAUUGAAUCGUCUUUAA